This is a messenger RNA of Gigantopelta aegis, 7166 nucleotides long. RefSeq names its product CD9 antigen-like. The record is from RefSeq and is a predicted model, not a curated record. The transcript has 8 exons. NCBI's taxonomy places the organism in Eukaryota, Metazoa, Mollusca, Gastropoda, Neomphalida, Peltospiridae. Gene Ontology annotation, cellular component: membrane. Bases 402 to 1067 code for a protein of 221 amino acids.
AAGAAACGACAACCGAAUUCUGACACACUGAGUUUCAAGUAUUAGCCUCGUUUUAGUUUUGAGGUCAGACGGAAGGAACGCUUGCUCAUUUUGGCCGUAGAUCGAAGUGACGCUGUGAAUCGACAAGUGUUGGUGUGUACUUUCUGAUCGACUUGUUUAUCCUUCUGUCGCACAACACAGGUUUGCUACAGUAAAUACCACACUCGUUGUUCUGCUAAUUUAGUGCGCGGGUUUGUGACGUAAUUUCCUGUGAGCAACAGUAGAUUCCACCGUGGUCAGUGGGAGCGAUUUCGUCGAGUCGACUGGUGUUCAUCGAUCAAAACUCCUUUGCUUGGAUACCUAAACGCCUGUACUUGUUUGAAAGUGUGUUUUUCGUGGACGGAUAAAACGAAUAUACCAAGAUGGCAGGAAGCUGUUAUACUUGCAUCAAGUAUUUGAUGUUUGCCUUUAACUUCUUGUUUUGGCUUCUAGGAUGUGCAAUUCUUGGCGUGGGUAUCUGGAUCCGCGUCGACCAGGACGUCGCCCAGUACGUGAACCAGUCGGCGCAGGUGAACCUGCUGUACACGUUCGCCUAUAUCCUCAUAACAAUCGGCAUCGUCAUCAUGAUCAUAGGAUUCCUCGGCUGCUGCGGAGCCAUCAGGGAGAGCCAGUGCAUGCUGGGAACGUUCUUCGUAUGUCUAUUUGUAAUAUUUGCCAUCUUGCUAGGAGUUGGAAUCUGGGCAGUUGUUGCCAAGGAAGACUUAAAGGGAGUCACUGGAAACAUGCUUCAAGAAGCAGUAGACAAUUACGAUGAGCCUAACUCGAAGAGUUUCCUAGACACAGUUCAAAUCAAAUUACAAUGUUGUGGUGCUACAAAGGGUGCAGAUGACUUCAAAAUAACUGCCAAGAUCCCGGAAAGCUGUAAACUACCUAACUAUAUCAAGCCAUGCAAUGAGAAGUUCUUUAACUUUAUUGCUGACCAUCUGAUCAUCGUAGCUGGAGUUUUUAUUGGUAUUGCUGUUGUACUGAUUCUUGGAAUGAUCUUCGCAAUGGUGUUGUGCUGUGCCAUCCGAGACACAACGGUGUAGGAAAAUGGACGAUAUAUUCUGUUGAAGCUUUGCUUGUCCAUUAGAUGUGCGUCAGAAUUGGAUGAAACCGAGUUUCAAGAAAUGUAUUUAGUGUUCGACUGUCAUCUUAUUGUGCACAUGCCCUUGUUUGUGUUAAAUACUGUACUAGAAUGUUGAUUUUGGAUUUCAUUUUGAAACAAAGCAAUCUUAGCUAUGAAAAAUAAAUUGAAGAUGUGUACAACAUUUUUUUAUAAUGAUAGUUAUCUAAAUCAUUUGAUAGAUUUUUUAUUAAUUAUAUUCUUUUGUUGUUUUACACUUGUUUUUAUUUAUGAAUUUAAAAUUAGAACAUUUAAAUAUUGACUUAAUAAAUCAGAACUCAAUGAAGGAAGGACAAUGAGACCGAUUAUGUAAUACAGCAUAAUUCCAAUAUGAUUGUCUCGAUGAAUCUGUAUGUUGAUGUUCUAAUUUUAAAUUCUAGAAAAAUUAAGUAAUAAAUAACAAAUGUUUAAUAUAUAGGUGUUUUCAUAUUGUACCUUUGUAUAUAAUUGUAUUCACAUAUACAUAUAUUCGAAAUUUGCUAGUGAUACCAGGAACGUUUUGGAAAGAACUGACAAGGGCAAAAUGGAGUAAAUAGCAGUUUCCUUUAAACCUUUCAACCAUGUAGACAGCUUUAGGUCCAUCAACUUUAACAAAAUGGAGUGUAAUGUAAAGAAAUCUAGUGGUGAAAGGGUUAACAGGGCUGUGAUAAUGUGUUUAUGAUCAAUCAAAAGUACGAACAAAAGAAACUGCUCACGAUGGUGCUGGUUUACAUUGAGCCAUCACUGUUCUUAUUAAUAAGAGAUGGAAUAUAAAGAGUUAUUCAUCAUUUUAUUACUAAGCGGUUUAGUUUGUCCCACUUCUCUUUUGUAUGAAAAUAUUAUCUAUAUGGCAAGGUUUUAAAAUCACAAAUGUUAAGUUGUCUAUUAAGAAAACCGGGUAUUGCUCUUGCUUUGUUUGAACAGAUUUACCUCCCUUGCCUUAUUACUUUAGAAAAGGUUAAAAUGUUGAAAUAUUUAUUUUACAGUAUGCAUCAUUUGAGAAAGAACAUUUUAAAAACUUGUUUUAUAUAUGGUGCAUAUUUUAAAAUUUGAAAUAAAUGUUUGUUCUAUUGAUUUGAUUGUAAUUAAAAGUUUUUAAAAAAGUUAAAAAAUAAAAAUAAAGUACAUAAUAUGUAUUUAUAUUUAACUUAAUUUGUUAUUGAGUUUUUAUCAAAAAAAGUAAUGAAAGUUAAUUUUGAAUAAAAACUGAAAUAUUGGUAGUUACAUUUAGUGAUGGACGGCAGCUAUAUAGACAGUGUUGAACUAUUUAAUGCUAAUAAAUAAUUGUAAAUAUCUUUUAACUAUGUAUAUGUAUAGUUUUGUAAUUCUGUGCUUUUGCUGAAUAAAUCUCUCCAUUCCUACAAUAUUUUAGACACCUCCUAUUGAAUCUAACGUCAAAAUGUAGGAAUGGAGGGUAAUAUAUAAUGUAUGUUAUUGUUUAUAUAUGUAGUUUCGUAGAGACAUCUUGUUGUGUUAGAAAUAGUUGUCUAGAGAAUGGAAUUCUUAUUUCAAACCAAGUGCAUUAACCAGAACCAAAGUGGCCAAGUGUUUGGGUGAUGUUUGCUCAAAACUUGAAUCAGUUUAUAAAUGUUUGCUUGCUGGUAGUAGCUAUGUUGGUAUAAAAUGCUCAUGUGUAAUUUCCCCAUUGUCCAUUUCAGUGAAGUUUGGCUUCUGGUGUCGAGGCUCAGUUGCUAAAACUCUGACGGGUAGUAUUAUUUUAUUUGGAAUUUUUCAUUUACUAAUUUCUGGCUUUCUAGUGUGUGUACACAAAGUUAGCACCAUACUCCCCAUGUACAUCAGCUAGUUUGGUCUACAUUUUGAAAUAUUUUAUUCUUACAUGUAUAAAUCCCUGAAUAUCCCAACAGGUAAGAGCGGCCAAUCAAACAUAUGCAUGUAGAUGACAAAACAGGUGGUUGUUGCUGACAAUUAAGCUGUUUGAUUUACAUGUCUCUUCUAAAAGUAUCACCUCCCCCCCCCCCACUCACACACACACACCUUCCUUAACCUCCAGGCCCCCCAAAUCAGCCGCUGUACCUACUCCCCUACUCAUCCUUCCACUCAAUAGCACAGGUAUCCUUGAAUAGAAAAACACAUUGCUUAAAGGACCAUGUUUCUUACACAUUCGUUCACACUUGCCAAGGUUUAUUUCAAGGAUGGUGCAUCUUCUAUUCAAAGUCUUGCAGCUGCUUUAGACCUUUGUGUCGAGGCUGCAUAAACACAUUUUGAAUAUUGUAUCCAACUUGGCCAUUUUGACAUCCUAGGUUAUUGUCAGGCAUGAGCAUUGAUUACCAACACUUCUACAUAUACAUGAGAUUAGAAACAGUAAUUUUAGUAGAAAAGUUGAAUUGCUUCAUUAUUGGAUGAGUUUAUUUUAAUCACAUUAGGUUUGCAGAGUUGACAUUUUAUACAUAUUUAUUACAAUUAAUCAAUGAUGUUGUGCAAAUUGAAAACAAACUUAAUGUUGUUCUUUUAUCUAAUAUAUGACAUUUCGGGUACAUUACUGUUAAAUAUUCUUUGCUAACAGAAAUACAUAUAUUCCUUGAAUAAUAUAUAUUUUACAAUAUCAUAAAUAUCCCAGUCUUUUACUUAUACUUGCAGAGAAAAUUAGUCCAAGGUUCUUGAAGCCAAAUUAAUGGGCUCUGUUAAAUGAAUUAUAUUUUUAUCCCCAUUUAGAUUAAAGCACAAAUAUAUUUACUCUUAACACAUCAGCAAAAACCAAACACUAUCUUAUGCUUUUUCACUCCGAGGUUAAAGCCAUUGCCAAGUUAGGUUUGGUUUUAGUUUUGGAUGAGCUAUAACAAACACCAGGAUGACCAGAAUUCUGAAUUUGCCAAAAUUGAUCAUUUAAAUGAAAAAAAUUGUUAAGUAAUGUUAAACUUAACCGUGAAAAACAAAGUAACAGCGUAUCAUUUACACUACAUAAUAACUAAGAUCCACUUAUUUAAUAUGCGCUCUGCCACAAGUCAUGCAAAUCAGUGUGGUAGGUUCAAAUCAUGCUAGUUACAAAUCAGUGUGGUAAGUUCAAAUCCUGCCAGUUACAAAUCAGUGUUAUAGGUUCAAAUCCUGCCAGUUGCAAAUCAGUGUGGUAGGUUCAAAUCCUGCCAGUUGCCAUUGUGUGUGUUUAAAUUUAAAAAAAAAAUGUGUUUAAUGUAAAAUAGAGCCUUUAAUUUUGGUGCCAAUACUGGUGACUGGUUUUCAUUUAAUGCAUAUGUAUGAUAACCAAUCAUUAAUUAAUACAACAUGUUAAUACUGCAUCUCUGUAACACUCAUUUUUGUAUAUUAUUGCAUCAUCUGUAUUAUUGAUCAGUUUAUGUUAAUGGUUGUGCAUGUCUGUAGAUCUAUACUAUAUAUUUGUUCUUUAAAUACAUGUCAGAGUGUUUUUUGUUUUUUCGCUUAGAUAUUGAUUAGAAUGAAACACUGGAGUGCAAUAAUGUUACCCCUCUUUUUAUAUUACAUUGUUGCAAGUCUUGGGAGAAAAUAUCAGAUACCAACUUUUUGAUAGUGAAAACAGGGAGAGGUUAUAUUUUAAUCUAAAUUGAAUGUAUUUUUAUCAUGUACAUGUAAAAAGAUUUUUUAUAAACAUUUUUGAAACAAAAAGUUCCACAAAAAAACAAACAUGAUAAAAAUAAAUUAAAAUGUUUCAUACCAUGAUACAUUUUGAGAUAAAUAAAAGAUCUAUAUAACAGUAUGUUAUCACCCAGUCAUUUAUUUGUUUUAGACCAAACACUGGCCUCCGAGAUUAUAUAUUUGUUUUUUUUAUUGGUGAAAUACACAUGUAUGAUGGAAUUAUUUUUCUCACCUGAUUUUGAAUUUACCCAUUUGCAACAAUGUUGAAUACUGGGAAAGUGGUGCUUUCUAAUAAGCAUUUGUGAAUUAUGCUUUAAAAAAGUUACUUUCACAUACACAUGUAUAACUAACUACAAAUCUAUUUUAUUCAAAAUCAUACCUGUGAUAAAAAAAUGUCCCACAGAUAUUUUGACAAAGUUCUUUGAUGAGCACAAAUCAGAACAAAAAAUUAUGUAUCAGUAAUAUGUAUUUUCAUGAAAACCCCCCAAACAAAACAAAUUAUGCAUUUAUUUUGGAAAUGUAAUUAUAAAGGACAAGAAUAUAUCUUUAAUUAUCCCGCUACACUUUCAUCAAUACCUGUUAGAUGUAUAUUAUUUACAGGAGCGUUGGAAGCAAUUAAAAGUUGGUACGUCCAUGAAAGCAAUGUAUACGAUGAGAUCUAUACUGCGCCAUAGGCAGAGAGAGAAAAAAAACACCGUCCCUAGCCCAAAAAUGGUACGACCGUGGCAGUACCGGCCGUACCACGUCUGACGCCCCUGAUUUAACCAUUUGACAGAUUUCGUCCAUUGCCGCCGCUACCAGGCGCUAUGUUCCAGAAAUUUAGCAGGGAAGGAUGGGAUAUCUAGACUGGGGAGCGCAGUUUAUAGGGAAGGGGGUUAAGUUAUGCUCUUCUGGUAAAUAUAUUGAAGAAAAGAACAUUUACUUUAGCAAAGGGAGGGUUCCAACCCCAGCCCCCCAAACCCUCUUCCCGGCUAUAAUAUCUGAGGAAUCUUUUCUGUUUUACUUUCCCUCAGUGAGGAUUGAUCCUAGGAUCCACUGCACCUCAGGCAAGUGUUCUACCACUGAAUGGAGUUAACAUGUUGAUGAUGUGUAUGCAGAAACAAUAUAGACAGUACCCCUUUCCCUGAAUGGUGUUUCUUACUGUACAAACUAUAGCACUUCGUCCACCUGUUGCUUUAUUUUUUUAAUAAGAUUUGGUAAUUUUGCACACCAUAAAUGCUGUAACCUUUUUGUAGCCAAAUUUUGUAUAUUUUGAAAAAAAAAGCAAAAAACAACUUUUAUAUGAACUUUUAAAACAGACUGCCUGUUGGGUUCAGUGUAUUAUGUACUAGUAUUGAACAGAACGUACAUGCAAUGAUAAACAGUUUGGUGUAAACUGAAUUGCACUUUGACAGUCACUGCUGAAAAGAAUAGCUAUUUAUUGAAAGUUUUGGAGGAAUACAUGUAUAUUUGACUGAAAUCAUUAUAAUUAUUAAUGUCCAUCAUAGAUCAAUUGAAUUACAAUUUGAACUUGAACUCGUAAAUCUCAUCCAAUCUUUCAAAGUGUUUAAGACAACUUAGAUAUACUGUGAUAUUGAGAAUCCUGAUAGGAAAGGCAAUUUAAACUGUAGUAAUUUGUUAUGUAACAUGAAGUUGUUUGUCAACAGUAUAUGAGAGGAAACAUCCUAUCACCACAUAGGCUACAACUGUCAAAUGACAAUAGAUAUUGGUUUAUGCAUUUAUGCAUGGGCCACCACGAUUUUGAUAUAUCACUAUUGGGGAACAGAGACCUCUAAGAUGACUGAUGCUACAACAAGUGUGCUAUACUACUGAGCUACAUCCUGCUCCUCCGGCAUCCGAGACAACCCCACUAUUUGCUCUUUAUUGGUGUUUUGGUGAAAAUGAACUAUGGUACAUUUAGACAGUUCCAGCAUAAAGGCUUUUUAACAGUUCUUCAUUAGUGCAUGCCAACACUUUUGUGAUAUACCACAUUUGGUUCAUCAUCAUGAUAUCCUAAUUUCGAACUGAAAGGUAGUUAAUGAGGAUGUCACAGAUGUCUCAUUUACCCAUUUAAAUCAUUUAUACGACCCUGUAGUCACGAGAUGAGUUUAAAAUUCGGAAAACUCUGGGUUGCAUUGUACCUCUGCAUGAUCGUUCAGAAAAAGAAACAAAGCUGGGCAUCCCUUACCCUUCCUUUGCAAUUUGCAAGCAAAAACAUUGUUUUAGCUUCUUUACUUACAUUGUCCGUCCGUACGUAAAUGAAGUGACAUUCCUAAAACAUUGGUUAUUUCGUGGGUCAGAUGAGGGGUACUUGUGGUGGUUUUACAUCACAUGGUUUCUACUUUAUUGUUCAUGAUGCAUGUGAGGUUACUAACUAUUCGGGCCACAGUAUUCUACUGAAUCCAACAGGCCGUCUGUUGUUGUGUAAACCUGUGACUUGUCAACCUUAUUAUGCUUGUCGAUAUGCUAUGGUUUUAUAAUAAACGAUUUCUUCUCA